This is a messenger RNA of Plectropomus leopardus (leopard coralgrouper), 3483 nucleotides long. RefSeq names its product chondroadherin-like b (gene chadlb). The record is from RefSeq and is a predicted model, not a curated record. Gene Ontology annotation, cellular component: plasma membrane. NCBI's taxonomy places the organism in Eukaryota, Metazoa, Chordata, Actinopteri, Perciformes, Serranidae. Gene Ontology annotation, molecular function: protein binding.
AGAGGGAGCAGAGACCGUGAGAGAGUCAGCGGCCAGUCAGCGAGCCGCAGCCGGACGGAACCGCGACGAAAAGCACGAUGUUCUCCCAGCUCUGUCCUGACACCCUCUGGGUCCUGCUGCUCAGCCUCCUCUUCAUCCCUGCAGCACAGACAGCAAAAUGCCCACAGGAGUGCAUCUGUGACCAGAUUCAGCUCACUGUGACCUGCGUCAACAAGAACCUGACCCAAGUUCCUCCUACUGUUGACGAGAUCACGGUGAAAUUAGAUCUUCGAGGCAACGACAUCCAGGAACUUCCCACCGGGGCUUUCAAACACACUCCCUACCUGACUCACCUGUCGAUGCAGCGCUGUAACAUCCGCAGGGUGAAGGAAGGGGCUUUCCGCGGCCUCGGUCGCCUGGUCUUCCUCAAUCUGGCCAACAACAAUAUUGAAAUCCUCUACCAGGAGUCCUUUGACGGCCUGUCCUCCCUGAAACAACUCAUGAUCGACCGAAAUCGUGUGGAAGAGAUCCAGCCCGGAGCUUUCUCUCAGCUCGGCUUCCUCAACCUGCUAUCGCUUACACACAACCAGCUGGUCUACAUCCCCAACAUGGCCUUCCAGGGUUUGCAGAACAUCAAAUGGCUUCGUCUUAGUCACAACUCUCUAAACUACCUGGACACUGAAGCCUUCGCUGGUCUGUUCACGCUCACCCGUCUCAGUCUGGACCACAAUGAACUGCAGUUCUUCCCCACUGAGACCAUGACCAGACUCCCAGAGGUGACCCGUCUUGAUAUGAGUAACCCGAUGACUUACCUCGGCGAGGAGGUUGUGUCCAUGGCCAAACUGACCCAUCUCUUCCUGGACCACAUGUCCCUGCAGGACAUGGCCAACACAGCUGUAUCAAAAUGCCCCAACCUCGUCCACCUGGACAUCAGCAACAACCAGCUGCGAGUCAUCCAGCCCUUCUCUGAAGGUUCACCCAAUUUGGCACGCCUCAACCUGGCUGGGAACCCCAUCUACUGCAACUGCUACCUGCGUCCACUCAGGGAGUGGUCAAUCCGGAACAAGGUGAAGCUGAUAGGAACAUGUGGAGGACCGGCCCAUCUGUCGGGGGAAAACCUGGAGGCCGUUCAGCCUCCUGAGCUGCGCUGUCAGAGCCAGGAGGCCAUGCUGAAGGCCGAGUUCGAGGAGGCAACCCGGAUCACACGACCCACACAAGAACCGGAGAACAAGGUCAAGUGUCCUGCCAACUGUGUCUGCGAGGCUGAGACGCACCACUCCUCGUGUGAGAACCGCGGUCACACCAAAGUCCCUCGGGGUUUCUCUCCCAACACACGUCUCCUCGACCUGCGUGGCAACCACUUCCACUACAUCCCCAGCAACAGCUUCCCCGGUGUCGCCCAGGUUGUAUCCCUGCAUCUGCAGCGCUGCAAGAUCGUGGAGGUGGAGGGCGGGGCUUUCAGUGGCAUGAAGGGACUGAUCUACCUGUACCUGUCGGAGAAUGACCUCACAUCCCUCAGCCCUGACGCAUUUAAAGGCCUCCCUCAGCUGACAUACCUCCACCUUGAGAAGAACCGUUUCACCGGUUUCCCCAAAGGGGCCUUCAAACUGGUGCCCAGUCUGCUGGCGCUUCACCUAGAGAACAACUCCAUCCCCAAGCUGGAGGCAGACAUCCUGGCCGGAGCUGAGGGCCUCAGAGCACUCUACCUCACCGGGAACGCCAUCGAUCAUGUGUCACCCAGGGCUCUGGACCAGGCCGGGGACCUCGAUACGCUCCACCUGGGAGGGAACAAGCUGAAGGAGGUGCCCACUGAGGCGCUGAGCAAGGCGGGAAACCUCAGAGACCUGAGGCUGUCUGGGAAUUCAAUUCGCUGGGUGGGGCCAAAUGCUUUCCGACCUUUGGAGAGAACACUGAAGGAGCUGUAUCUGGAUAACAUGGGACUGGAGAAGAUGUCACAGAACUCCCUGGCAGGCGUGGGUCCAGGCUUGAGGAGUCUCUUCCUGGAGGGAAACCAGCUGGAGGAGGUGCCUGACUUCAACCCUCUCACUUCCUUGGAGGUCAUCAACCUGGCCGACAAUCCUCUGAUGUGCGACUGCCCUCUGCUGCCACUACGCAUGUGGAUUGAGCAAGUUAAUCUGAAGGUACGUGCCACCUGCGCCAAUCCCCCUGAACUGAGGGGUCGCAGGGUCAAGGACGUCCACGUCUUCAAAGCCUGUCCUGGGGGCGAGAGCCUCCCUUCUCCCCCAACCCCAAAGCCUGCCAAUGCACCCAAGGCAACCAAACCCAAACCAAUGCACCUCAACGGCCUUCGGCAGGUGAAAAUGCUCAAGGCUAAAUCCAAACUUCGCAAAAGUCCAACCACAAAACCGGCAGCAGCUAAGAAAACCACCAAGAGACGCAACAUAGCUUGAACCUGCUGCCGUUUGUACUGAUGUUUUGAGACAACCUUUCGAAGGUUAAACCACGGAUUCAACUUUCUACGACCUGCAGAGGCUGAUUUACACAUCCUGCCAGUCAGCUUUUCAUCAGUUUUGCAGUAUUUCAAUUUUGCUGUUUCAUCAAAAAGAUUUUCUUUCAUCCGGGGAACCUACACCGAGCAUGCAUGCUCUUUUUCUGCACUGCUCGUCUUCACCUUCACAGCAUUAGAUUAACAUUCUCAUUGUGUCGAGCUCCUGAGCAGUUCUGUCGGACGUUUCAGUCUUGCUCAAAAAUGAUACAAUUUUUGGCUUCAUGCUAGUUAUCCUUAACCACUACAGCACAACGGCAGAAUGUACUUUACUAGAUAUCCCGAGUCAAGCUGAGGAACAGAAUUUUUUUAAUCAAUGGUUUUAUAUUCAUUUAAAAAAAGAACAUAUCUGGAUACAAAACAGGAAAAAAAUAAAACAUUACAAACACAUUUUUUUGUCUGCUAUGUCAACCCAGAAUGACCUUCAGAAUGGUAUUUACAGGUCAGAUUAUAAAUCGUGUUAAACUAAAAUCAAUUCUGCAUUAAUGUUACUGUGUAGUGGGACUGGGCAAUAUGGAGAAAUUGAGGUAGUUUUAAAUUGAAGGUUCAGUGUGUAGAAUUUAGUGGCAUCUAGCAGUGAGGUUUGCCCCUUUGCUAACUAAAGGUGGACUUAAGGCAACAUAAAAAUGCAAAGGCCCACUCUAAAGCCAGGGUUUGGUUUAUCCAUUCUGGGCGGUGUAACAUGGCGAUCUCCGUGGAAGAGGAUGUGCUCCCUGUGUAGAUAUAAACAGCUCCGUAAUUAAAACGUGAUGAUUCUUACUUUCAGGUGAUAAUAAACCAAUAAAAACAUAAUUAUAAAUAUUAUAUAUGACAUUUCUGGAAAUAGAUGCCGUUGAUCCUACACACUGUACCUUUAAGUUAAGUAUUGUUGGAGAAGGUCUUUUUAUGCAAUAAUGACUUUAAGGUGUGUGGAGUUAUAAGCCUUAAUAUUUUCAGAAAAUCAAUACUAUUUUUUUGGUCCGUAUAUUUUCAGCAAUAGCUAGUCAAUGUGUCUACAU